CUUUCCGGAGUUAAAACUGACUGUUUGUGUUUUGACAGCUCACUCUCCUAUACGGUAGCUGUCAAAGCAAAUGAUUUCCUUGAGCUAACUUUAAGCUAGCUUCGCCGUUAAAUCUCUGCCCAAAGUUACCGAUGCAAACUAUAAAGUGUGUGGUGGUGGGUGAUGGUGCAGUGGGAAAGACAUGCCUGCUCAUCUCAUACACGACCAACAAGUUUCCCUCUGAAUACGUUCCUACGGUGUUCGACAACUAUGCAGUGACUGUGAUGAUCGGCGGAGAACCGUACACUCUGGGACUGUUUGACACUGCAGGUCAGGAGGAUUACGACAGACUGCGACCCCUCAGCUACCCUCAGACUGACGUCUUCCUCGUUUGUUUCUCUGUCGUAUCACCUUCAUCCUUCGAGAACGUCAGAGAGAAGUGGGUGCCAGAGAUUUCACACCACUGCCCGCGGACGCCCUUCCUGCUGGUGGGGACUCAGGUGGAUCUCAGAGACGACAGCAACACCCUGGAGAAGCUGGCCAAGAACAAACAGCGAGCCCUGAGCUGUGAGAGCGGAGAGAAGCUGGCUCGUGAGCUGAAGGCCGUCAAAUACGUGGAGUGUUCGGCUCUGACGCAGAGGGGACUGAAGAACGUUUUUGACGAGGCCAUCCUGGCAGCUCUGGAGCCUCCGGACACCAAACCCAAAAAGCGCUGCAUUCUGUUGUAGAUGCCAUGACAAGAAGAAGAAGAAGAAGAAGAGGAGGAGGAGGAUAGGUGGAGGUGGACCAGGAGGAGAUUAUUAACCCAGAUGGGAACUGAGGGGGGGAGGGUAGACGCAUUUAAACAGUGCCUUCAGCCAUAGUGACUUACCGUGGGUGUGGUGUUAGAACGGAUAGGCGCUUUGUUUUCAUCACCGUAACAUGACUAACAUGUUUGAGCAACACUCCUCGCUAACCUGGAAACAGGGUUUUAAUAAUCGCAGGAAGCAGAUUGAGCAAUAGUAGUUUAAACCUCAGAUGCCUUGAAGAUACAAACAAUGGAUGGAGUCACGUUUGCAACUGAAACCUAACAAAAACUUUUAAAAUCAUAAAAAAAAUCUACAAGGAACUGUAUAAAAUAUCUGAAAUAAAUUUUGGGAACAAUGUGUUGGGUCAGUAAACUGCUGCUUUAUAUUUGUGACACUUGUUUUAAUGAUUGAUCUGCUGUUGAUUUCAUAGUCUUGAAAUAAUUUGGUAAUCCUAGUUUGAACAGUUGUGGUGUACAGUAGCAGUGACAGGCGCUACACUGUUGAUCUCAAACACAGCUUUUUUUUUUUUUUUACAUGUCAACUUUUCCACCUUAAAACAAAAAAACUUUGAGCAAUAUUUUUCCCUUUUCUUUUGUUAACAUAAAAAUUAACUCUGCAGAUUUAGAAUUUUUAUUUUAACCUUUAAAGCAAAAAAAUCGUAUGCAGUUGUGCAGGCUUUGUGGAUUUAUGUAACACAUGAGAGACACGUGGCACUCAGAGAAUCCUCAGCUGAAAAUCUACAUAUACAAAAAAUAACCUACAGGAGAAAAAAGCUUAUUUCAAGUCAAACCUGUAGAGCUGCUUUGAUUAGAUUUGACUGUUGCUUCUGUAUGUGCAGUUUUUAUGUCCUGGUCACCGGUGAAAUUAAAAGUAUUUAAGGUAGUGCUUUAAACUAAGUGUCCAGAGGUGUUUCAGCGUAGCUGCCGAGUGGCUGUGUUGGCUUCUAUAAGGCCUUUGUUGACAUUCUCAUCCUGUGGCGAAAAAUCCUGUGAAAUCCUGCUAGUUUGCUCUUAAUGUAUCCAGAAUAAAAUUCAAGGAAGUCCUUUUGAAGAAAGCAGGAAAUCUUUCCAAGCUGCUGUAGUUUGAUCUCAACAUAAGGUUAGAUAAAUCAUAAAGUAGAUAAACCCGUCCACCUCUGCUUAAACUGUAGAUUUAAAUAUAAUCAGGAGUGUAGAUCAUAAGAAAGUCAACAUUAGUGCUGUUUUAUUCAGUCACUGGUUUCAAUAAAGCAACAAUAAGAUCAACAACAAACAUUUUCAACAGUCUUAUAUCAUCUAGCUGACACCUUUGGGCACUUUUAAAUCUAAAUCCCAAAAUAAACAGUUAAAAAAGGUCUUUGCCGUUUCCUCCAAACACUGAAAGAAAUGACAGUUCAUGUUAUCAUAAGUAGAGAAGAAAGAUGCCUGAGGAUUUACAAUGACCGUUUAGCCCAACAUGCUUGUGUGAACCUACGUGUGCAAACCGACCUGGGGAUUCAAACCAGGAACCUUCCCGCUGUGAGGCAACGCUGCUAACCGCUGCAGCUCCAGUAGCCUUCAGUUUAGGAUUGUUUGAGAGCCGUGUCUCCUCCUUAUAAUGCCGCUGCCUCCUGCAUGUGUGAGUUCUGUAACUUGACUUCAUCCGUGUCUAAAAGAAUAACUGAGACUAAACAUUUACUUACUGGGCAGAAGCUGCACUUUAACAGCAACACAGUAGCUAACAGUGCCUCAAUCUGUAGCUGAGAGAAGUUAGAAACUCGAUGUUCUCAUGUGGAUGCAUUGCUUUCCAAAGUAACAAAAAUCAAAUAUUCAGUCUUGAAUUGAGAUUUCUCAAAUUCCAUCUGGCAACAGGACAAAUGUGGGAUAUUCAGGAAAUCUGGAGUCAUGGGGUUUUCACCUGACCACAGAAACGUGAAUGUUUUGCAAGAAUUUGCAUGCAACUGCACACAAUAUCAUAUAACUCCUAACAAUAACUCUUAACUGUAAACAUUGGUAGAGAUAUUGAAAAAUAGAUUUUAGGGUGAAAUGUCCCUUUAGAACAAGUCACUGUGUGAGACGCGCCUUUUCUUUAGUUUCUUAAAUGUUUUCCACCUUAUUAAACUGUCAAAGUCGACACAGACAAACGGUCCUCGUGUGACCACCUCUUGUUUUGUCCACUCCUGCUUCUCUGCUCCAGGCUAGAACCUGAGGUGGUUCUCUGGUGGCUCGUUGGCUCCUCCUGGAGGCCUUGAAGGGGAAUAUGCUGGUUUAAAGGUUUCUGUGUGUCAUUUCAUUGGCUAAAAGCAGGCUGAUCAGUGUUUGAGAAGUUAAAGUUGGGUCUUUUAAAGACAUCAAUUCUACUUUCAUUCAUCUUCUAGCAGCUUCACAGUUUUUAUAUUUCAUUUUACUACCUUUAAAUAAGAAAGUGCUGCCCUGACCUUUAGAAAAACCCUCCUCAGUGACUGAAUUUUCCCAGUCAUUUAUUGAAAUCUGCUGCUCUGACAGCAAACUUGGACUGAAAGAGUCGGUGCUGCUUAUUUUUAUUCAUCUUUCAUAAAGUUAGUUAAAGCUACAAUCAACAAACCUCUGAUCUGAGGAUGGUUUAAGGCGGUAUAACUGGUGAGAUAUUAAAAAUCUUUUGUUUUAUUGUUCUCUAACACUGAUCAGGAGUCAGUAACACAUUUUAAACCUUUAAACUAAAAUCAUUUCCCAUUCAAAUGAACUGAAAUUCCACUUUCCCUCCUCUGUUUCUUUCCUAUGGUUGAUGAUGGUUUAUUCUGAUUAUGUAUGGAUGAUUAUAAGUAUUAUAUAGAUUUUUUUUCUUUAUUGUUUCCUGGUGAUUUUUUUUUUUUUUUUUUUUUUUUUUUUUUUUUAACUGGGUGUUUCUGGAAUUUUUAUUCCUUUUCUUUUUAGAUGUUUUUACUGACACUUGAUGGUUGAGUGCCAACAGCUGGUUCGAGUAUCGCCGGCCGGGUUGAAACUAAGUGAUAACAAGCUUCUAAUGGCAGAAAAGAAACAUGAGAGCUAAAGCAAGAAUUAAAUAUGUUUUAAAAGAUGAAUGUUGGAAGUGGUGGGUGUUUGGAAAUAAUAAAACCAGUACUUGAAGGUU
Messenger RNA from Oreochromis aureus, 3833 nucleotides. Its product is annotated as cell division control protein 42 homolog. The transcript is spliced from 6 exons. Gene Ontology annotation, cellular component: dendritic spine. Gene Ontology annotation, molecular function: GTP binding; GTPase activity. The record is from RefSeq and is a predicted model, not a curated record. Gene Ontology annotation, biological process: small GTPase-mediated signal transduction; modification of synaptic structure. NCBI's taxonomy places the organism in Eukaryota, Metazoa, Chordata, Actinopteri, Cichliformes, Cichlidae. Bases 132 to 707 code for a protein of 191 amino acids.